Exserohilum turcica Et28A is the source of this 2445-nucleotide messenger RNA. RefSeq lists its product as uncharacterized. Bases 50 to 2299 code for a protein of 749 amino acids. The record is from RefSeq and is a predicted model, not a curated record. Gene Ontology annotation, molecular function: cysteine-type endopeptidase activity; cysteine-type deubiquitinase activity. NCBI's taxonomy places the organism in Eukaryota, Fungi, Ascomycota, Dothideomycetes, Pleosporales, Pleosporaceae. The transcript is spliced from 4 exons. Gene Ontology annotation, cellular component: nucleus; cytosol. Gene Ontology annotation, biological process: protein deubiquitination.
GCUCACCCGGCGCCUGCGCCUGCGCCCGCGCCCCCCAGACACGCCAGCCAUGACUUCCUUUUUCAGUCGCAUCAAGUCGGGCGCUCCGCCCUUGAGCCCGGCGCCCGGCACCAUGCCCAUCAGGAAAGAUGCCAACGCGCCAGAGGCCACGCCCCUCGAGAAGCUGCUCGUCAAUGCCGGCCCUGUGCGCGCCGACGGCAGUGACAAGUUUUUUGGCUUCGAGAAUUUUGGAAGCACAUGCUACUGCAACUCGAUAGUCCAAUGUCUCUACUACUCAGUCCCCUUCCGAGAACAGGUCAUCAACUUCCCCGCUCGCUCGCCCCCAGAAGCCCUCGAAAGACCCGAGUCGAGCCUGCCCAGGCUCAACACCAACCUCACCAAUGGCCAGAGCACCGCUCUCUCGCCAGCAGGCCGCACCUCAGUCUCUAGCCCCACUUCAAAAGCACCCGUAAAACCAGCCACGCCUGGAGCGCCAAACCAGCCUCCGGGCAUCAAGCCCGAGGACAACAAGGACUCCCCCGAGUACAAGAAGAAGCAGGCCUUGGCAGCCGGCCCAGUCCUGCAAAUGGACUAUGAGAAUGCAAAUUCAUAUGGCAUGAACGAGUCGCUAUUUUCGUCGCUCAAAGACAUAUUCGAGGCCAUUAUCGCACACAGGUCACGCAUAGGCGUCGUCAGCCCACACAAGCUCCUGGAAAUCUUACGCCGAGACAAUGAAAUGUUCCGAACACCGAUGCACCAGGACGCGCAUGAGUUUCUAAAUUUACUUCUGAACGAGGUGGUGGAGAAUGUUGAGCACUUUUCAAAAACACGCUUGGCCGAAGCCAGCGCCGCCGAAGAGGACGACGACAGAACGACGGUGACAUCAGGCGACGUAGUGCCCGCACGUAGUUCUGUGACCUCUACCAAGUCCAAUUCUGGAUGGGUCCACGAACUGUUCGAGGGCACCUUGACCUCUGAAACCCGCUGUCUCACAUGCGAAAAUACGUCACAACGAGACGAGGCAUUCCUCGAUCUCUCUGUCGAUCUGGAGCAACACUCGUCAGUAACAAGCUGCUUACGAAAAUUUUCCGAAGAAGAAAUGCUGUGCGAGCGGAACAAGUUCCACUGCGACAACUGCGGAGGUCUGCAAGAGGCUGAGAAGAGGAUGAAGAUUAAGCGGUUACCCAAGAUUCUCGCUCUGCAUCUUAAGCGCUUCAAGUACACCGAGGAUCUUCAGCGGUUGCAGAAACUGUUUCAUCGUGUGGUGUACCCCUUCUAUCUUCGGCUAUUCAACACCACAGACGACGCCGAAGACCCGGACAGGCUAUACGAACUAUAUGCCGUAGUCGUACACAUUGGAGGUGGUCCCUACCACGGCCACUAUGUAUCCAUUAUCAAGACGCAAGACCGCGGCUGGCUCUUGUUUGACGACGAGAUGGUGGAGCCAGUAGACAAGGCCUAUGUCAGGAACUUUUUUGGCGGAGAGAACGUUUUGGCCUGUGCAUAUGUCUUGUUCUACCAGGAAACAACAGAAGAGGCAAUGAUGAAGGAGCAGGAAGCGGAUGCAUUGGCGGCAGCAGAGCAAGCAGCCAAAAUGGCGCAAGAAGACGUCACCACGCCAAAACAAAACGGCACAAACGGCACGCCAUAUCACGUCUUUCACAAUGCAACAACACCCUCGGUCGAAGAAGCCGACAAGUUCGCCAGUCUCGCCCACGCUGCUACCGCACCAGCCGUAGCACAUGUCGAAACGAAUGUCGAAACCCCCCCAGUCGAGCACACGACAACUCAUGUCCCUGCACUUGCUCCGCGCAAGAGCAACCUGGGGCUUUUUGAAAAAGGAAAGGAGAAGAAAGAGCGCAAGGCGCACGAAAAGGAGCUUGAGAGGCAAGCAAAGCAGAAGCGACGGGAGAUGGAAAUACAAAGGCGCGAAAACUAUCGCAAGCAGGAAGAAGAGCUUAGGGCAGUACUAGAGGCCAGCAAGGCGUCUGCCGUCGAAGAGGAGAAGAAGCGCGUUGCAAGCGGUGAAGUGCCAUCGCCAUCGCCAUCACCAGCACCAGCACCAGUCGCAGUCCUUGGUGGAGACAAAGAAAAGCAUGUCAAUGGCUUUGGCCAUGUAAAGGGAAUGAGCGGGCUCAAUCGAUUCAGGCACACAUCCAUCAGCCUCAAGACCAAGCCCAAGUUCUGGUCCGCACACAAAGACAAGGACGGAAGCGCCGACGAGCACAACCCACCAGACACUCCAACACAUGAGUCACAUGAGAAGGACGGCCGGAAUCGCUUCAGUCUAGGGCGCAAAAAGAGCACUUUUAAGUUUUAGAGAUAGCGAGAGAGAGAGAGAGAGGAGGAAAAGGAAUUAAAAAAAAGAAACGAAAAGCAAAGUCGUUCUUCUCAACCACACACACACGUCUGCGUGUCUGUUUUGUGUCGUUUGUAUCAUGUGGAUCUGGUUUGCGGAGGCUUUUU